Messenger RNA from Solanum verrucosum, 576 nucleotides. RefSeq names its product E3 ubiquitin protein ligase DRIP2-like. The coding region runs from base 10 to 576 and encodes 188 amino acids. NCBI's taxonomy places the organism in Eukaryota, Viridiplantae, Streptophyta, Magnoliopsida, Solanales, Solanaceae. The transcript has 4 exons. Gene Ontology annotation, biological process: multicellular organism development. The record is from RefSeq and is a predicted model, not a curated record.
GCAUUAGGUAUGGAGUCAGCUAUUGAAAGAAGAUCAGGUCAUUUUGAUGUAUUAAAAAAGCAACAAGGUCAGGAGGAACUAGAGCUAAGGUUAGGGUUAGGGUUAGGGUUAGGAUUAGGAUCGGGUGAUGAUGAUGGUGAUAUGAAAAUGGUGGUUAGAAAUAACCAACAGGGGUCUUCGUCUUCGUCUUCACUUGUUUUAUGCACUAAUACCUCAAUUCCACAUUAUUCCCCACCAGGAAUUUGGUUCUCUUUACGUUCUUCAGUUAACCGCAAAGGAGAUGUUCUACCUCAGCUUCCAAAAGCGUUUAUAAGAGUCAAAGACGAGAAGGUGACAAUCUUCAUGCUUAAAACCUACCUGGUUACAAAGCUUGGUCUCUCCAACCAAGCUGAGGUUGAGAUUUCAUGUAUGGGGCAAAAUUUGAUGCAUAGUCUAACCUUGAAGCAUGUACGUGAUGCUAUUUGGUUGCCAGGAUUGGUAGAAUUCUUGAAGUCAAAGACAGAAUUCAUUAAAAGUUCACAAGGAGCUAGUGUCAACUAUCUCAUGUCCUUAGACUAUGGUAGGACUUGCCUAUGA